UAGGUAUAAAUGUAGAGUAACUAAAUUGAUACAAAAUGACUGAUUGUAACUUUACUGCAGAAUCAGCAGCGCAGGUAAAUGCAGUAUUCGAAUUCUCUCAGAAGGCUGUCGCUGUCAGCACCAAGCCGAGCUAAAUGAUUAUCUGCAAUCCAAGUCCAUCAACCAGUUAUUCAUUCAGAUUGGUACGUCCUAAUUUGUCAAUUAGUCUUUACUGGAGCCGUCAAAGUGGAGUCACUGUUGAUCGAAAAGCCGGAUAAUCCCAUUGGUUUUAUUGUUGAGUUUUUACAGAAAAAGUAAUCAAUUAGAACUCAUCCGCGCGCCAGAAUCUUAGACGCAGGUAUCCUGAUCAAGUCUGUGAGAAAACAUUGGUCGGUAGUGAGGUGUCAAACAGAGCCGACCUUUUGAAAAAACCAGAAGAUUCGUUCGAUGAGGAUGACCUUGAUCAAGAAGAAGACUCCGAGAGUCGAGUUCUAGAAACAUCAAUCAAGCUGGCAAGGGCCAAAAAACGCAAAGCAGUCUGCUCAGAGGUCGCUCUGGAUGACCAAGACGAAAUAGCAGAAUUCGAGAAGGCCCCGGAUGCGAAACUGCGAAUCCUCCAGGUCUUGCAGCAAUAUACCUGUGUCUGGCUUCAUGUUCAUGCAGUACUUGUGCAACAUUCAUUGCCAUCCCUAGAGAACAUUUUCUGUUUCGUCACCUCGAACAGGAGCAAAGAGAACUAGUGACGAAGGCAAUGUCAAAGGUGGUGCUUAAACGUGGUGAAAUCGCUUUCACGCAAGGAGAAGAUGGCGACCAUUUUUACGUGGUUGAUAAAGGCAGUGUGGCAUGUUUUGAGCGAAGAGACGGGUCAGAACACGAAACAUUGGUCCAUACUUACAAUCCGGGUGGGACUUUUGGUGAUUUAUCUAUUAUGUAUAACACGCCAAGGGCCGCAACUUGCCGAGCGACAACUGAGUCCAGACUAUAUGCAUUGCCACGCAAAGUAUGUCCCACAGUGAACGAGAUCAACUUUUACCAGCAAUUCCCCGCAAACAGGCAUUUAAAGUGAUUGUCAUGAAGACAACUAUUGAAAAGCGCCUACAUAUAAAGAGUCUCCUACAAAAUGUACUUACAUCCCACAAGAGCCAAAUGCUGGCGGCGCUUACUCGUGAUAUACGCGCUAGGUUGAAAUUUUCAAAGAGCUUAAGGAGCAUGAAUUCUCGAAACUAGCGGAUGCAAUGCAGGAGGAAGCCUAUGAAGAAGGCGAUGUAAUUUGCCGUCAAGGCGACGUUGGUCAGCUUUGAAACGUGACCAGGAUGAUUUUUAUGAUACAACAGGUUCAAGCUUUUUCAUAAUCAAGCAGGGUACAGCAACCUGCAUCCAAGCGGACCCUCACGGAAACCAGCAAGAGGUCGCACAGCUCACCGCAUGUUUUCUGUGUGCUUUCUCCACCAUUUCAUCAUAUAUUUUGAUUAGACUGGUGACUAUUUUGGCGAAAUCGCGCUUCUCGCUAGCAAACCCCGCCAGGGGACGGUCAAGGCCACGGAAAAAAAUGGCACAUUAAAGUACGUACCACAUGCUAGGGCAACUCCCGCUUGCCAAGAUUCAUGAUGCAAUUAGGCUACUAUACGUGGAGCGAACCACCUUCAAUCGGAUUCUUGGUUCCAUCGAAGACAUACUUCGUCGAAACCAGUCCUACUGAACCAGUGUAUGCAAGAAAAACCAACGAAAAUGCUAUAGAACUAUAGGGCAGCAUACAAUAAGUUUUGGGCCGCUCAGAUCUGACAUAGUGGACCUUCAGGUAAACGGUACCGUGCUCUUCACAGCAACCACGACGACGCCUCGCUGCCAGUCACUGAGUGACGGAAACGUCAGCGCCAACAGUCUUCAGAAUUUUUCGGCCCGGAAAAAAGUCUAGGAUACUCCCUCGUAGUGUAUAUUGCAGCGGCUGCUAGUGCCGGCGACCCUCGGCCUCUACGCGUCUUACACACGGGGGAAACUCCCGGGCCGUUGCCAGCGAGCCCGGGCCUUACUAGUAUAUCGUAUACUAGUAUAGAUAGUACUAGCCUGAGCCUGAGUAUGGGACGAUAGCCUCAGGCUGACUACUCGGACUCGG
This is a messenger RNA of Pelagomonas calceolata, 2092 nucleotides long. The record is from the annotation of a GenBank genome assembly. NCBI's taxonomy places the organism in Eukaryota, Pelagophyceae, Pelagomonadales, Pelagomonadaceae.